Hypomesus transpacificus is the source of this 1895-nucleotide messenger RNA. RefSeq names its product zinc finger protein 385D-like. Gene Ontology annotation, molecular function: zinc ion binding; nucleic acid binding. The transcript has 8 exons. The coding region runs from base 204 to 1352 and encodes 382 amino acids. The record is from RefSeq and is a predicted model, not a curated record. Gene Ontology annotation, cellular component: nucleus. NCBI's taxonomy places the organism in Eukaryota, Metazoa, Chordata, Actinopteri, Osmeriformes, Osmeridae.
UACUUGCCUGAUUAUUAAUUUAAAUGUGUGAUCUUCUCUUGGAUAACUUGUGUGAGAGAGGGCACGAGUACGUUGAUACUUUCACUGGCUGCGCUUGUGGCUAUAGAUUCCAUCGGUGGCAGUUUUUUUCUAGGUUUAAUGUUUUAGCCUUAAGUCGGUCACGAUGCUGCUAAUGCGUGGGUACACCCUAUUGCCAGUGUAACAUGUGCCAGAGUGCCACCCUGCCCUCAUUGGUCCAGUCUACAGCAGGCAGGGCCCAGCACUCCAUGGAAAUGAAGCCCCUCCUCCCAUUUAGCUUGUUCCCUGUCUUUACAGAGAUGGACCACCUCCACAAAGCUCUGAUUGGCCCAGGGUUUCAAGUGGCCACGCCCCUGAGGAAGGCGCCUAGCUCCUGUAGCGUAUGUCGACUGAAGUUUAACUCAGAGAGCCAGGCCUCAUCCCAUUACAGCGGAACCAAACAUGCCAAAAAGCUCAAAAUUACAGAUGCUCCUGACUGCAAGUCUAAAAGCAACGACGCAGUCUCCAAGGAAACCCCACUUCAGCCUCUCGACACAGACACAGGUUACACAGCUGUGUGUGAAUAUGGCGCAGCCGGAAUUGAGCUGGCACCACCCUGUGCCACAGAGGCGGCACUGCCGAGUUGCCUGCCACCCGGAACCACCGAAGUCUCCGCUGAGCCAGUCUCUUUAGACAAGGAGAUGGACAAGGAGGCAGAAGGGGAAGUGGAUGAGGAGACGGAGGAAGAGAAAGCAAUGCGACUUCUGUAUUGUUCCCUCUGCAAAGUCGCUGUGAACUCUGCUUCUCAGCUUCAGGCUCACAACAGCGGUACAAAGCACAAGACCAUGCUGGCGGCCAGGAGUGGGGACGGAUCCAUCAAGUCCUUCCCCAGGUCAGGGGUCAAAGCCAAGAUGGCCACUCCUACCGAGGCGCUAACGGGCCUCCAGAACAAAACAUUCCACUGUGAGAUCUGUGACGUGCACGUCAACUCUGAAACGCAGCUCAAACAGCAUAUUAGCAGUAGGAGGCAUAAAGACAGAGCUGCAGGUAAACCAGCCAAGCCUAAAUUCAGCCCCUACAGUCCCACCCAGCGCAGCCAGACUGUACAGGCUGUGCGUCUAGCUCUGAGGAAGGAACAGGAUCUGGGCAAGCCUCUGGCCUCCUGUCUUUUACAACAGCAUCUUUCUCUUGCUACCGCUGCUGCCAUGGCAACUCUAUCACCCUUCCAUCUGCGCCCCGCCUCUACUCCUAACCCCGCCCUCUUCCAGGCCCAGACCCUGCCCCAGGCUCUGCUUCACCCUCCCCCUGGCCCGAUCCGGUCAGCCCGCACACCUGUGCUCUUCUCCCCGUACUGACGCACAGCUGAACCACAGCUGAACCACAGUGGACUACUGAUAUAAAUACAGAACAGACAAACAUGAGAAACACACUUUUAUCUUUUGGAUCUUUUGGAGGUUUCUUCUGGUUUGGUUCCAUGCGCUGCCUUUUUUUUCUAUGUGCUCAGGUUCGAGUGUGUGUGAAUGUAUGUAUGUGUGUCUGUGUGUGUGUGUGUGUGUUCUUGUGCGUUCCUGCGUGUUUAUGUUUACAUUUGAACAUCUGUUGAUUUUCAAUAAAAUAUAUGUGGAUGUUGACGAUUCAAUCAUUGAGGAGGAUUUUGGCAAACAGAUUGACAAAUUUCAUUCAGAUUUAAAACUCAGCAGAGACUAAAGCAGACACAUGUCCACACGUACACAAAAGUACACACGUACACACACACACACAGUCAGCCAAAGGUAGACAUGGAACCCAGACGCUGAGAUAGAGACAGAGAUUGGAGCACGUCCUCCCAACACAUAACUCUCUGAGUUGAGAGACUGACCUCAGGACAUCUAAAGCACACUGCUACUGAACUGGAGCUU